AUGAUGGUUGGAAGCUGCUCAACUCGCUGGAGAUUCCAACUUGCAUUCCUUAUUUUCUUGAUUAUAUCGCCCUUCAGUAAUGGAGUAAAGGUCCGCGUUGGUCACAUCGGAGCCGUUGGUUAUAUGAAAAAUGGUGAGAAAAUCUUGGAAAUUUCUCGAAAGGAACUUUGGAACGAUGGAGUGCUCGACGAGGAUUUCGACAUAGAAAUUAUCAACCAAAUGGGAUGUGGUGAAGCUUUCGAAGGUGUAGCCGUCGGUGCAGAUAUGUAUCAUGUCCAGAAAGUCCGCGCAUUCAUUGGGCCAUACUGUAACGCAGAACUUGACGCUGUCGCGAAAAUGGCAACAUUCUGGAACGUGCCUAUUGUUGGCUACAUGGCUUCGUCGAAUGCUUUCGCGGAUAAGUCUAUCUACAAAACGCUAGCAAGAGUUUCGCUCAGAACCACAAAUUCACUGGCAGAAGCAGUUGCUGCUCUUCUGUUACAUUACAAUUGGGUUAAGGUGGGAUUGGUAACUAACACCGGUACUCUGGCCUUUGAAAGGAUGCAAGCAUUUGAGGAAGUUUUCCAUAUGCGCAAGAUUACAGUUCUAAAAAAGGUCAUGUUCGACGAAAAUGCUGAUGCAAAAGCAAUGUCACAGAGCGGUUUACUUCAAGAAAUGGCAAACAAUGCUAGGAUCAUCAUCUGCAUUUUCUCAUCGACUCGCGAGAUGUCCAAAGAAUUCAUGAAAGCCGCAUACAUGAACAAAAUGAACACCCACGACUUCGUCUAUAUUUUGCCUUGGCUGCAGACCGAGACUAAAGACGUUUCACCGUGGAUUGGCGAGGACGGCCAAAUUCAGCAAAAUGUCAAGGAUCAUUUUGCUAACUCGCUCAUUAUAGAUGACGUGAACGGCUUUGACGACACUCUUGUGACACCGUUCCGUGAGCGAGUUGAAGCUAAUGGAAUGACUGUUGAUGACCUGGAUUUGAGGAACGUCUAUGGCUACAUACACUUGUAUGACGCAUUGCGAUUGUAUGCCAUAGCUGUCCGAACUUCGAUGAACAUGACCGGAAACGAGAACAUCUACCAAGAUGGACGAUUCGUAUGGAACCAAAUGAGACGAAUCACCUUCCCAGGUCUUGUAUCCGCGGCUGGUGUCAGCUCAGGAACUGUAAUGAUGGACGAUAUUGCUGAACGUGCGCCCGUUUAUGCAGCCUUCUAUGUCCCGGCCAACAGCGAUAAUGUAAAGAAAAUCAAUGAGAUUGAACCGAAGCUGAUCAAAAACUGUGAUGGUUUGAAAACGAGAACUGGAUGUUUUGAUUUACACAUCACCGAUGUCAUGACGGGAUUCUGGCCAUCUCCUGACGGUUCGCUCCCGAAACAAGAACCUGCUUGCGGUUACCGUAAUGAACGCUGUGAUUACACAAUGAUCAUCAUCGCUGGUUCACUGAUGCUACUGCUUCUGCUAGCCAUAGUUGCUGCUCUCAUCACCAUUCGAAUCUGCGAAAAUCGUGCAUUGGCCAAAACACCGUGGAGAAUUUAUCGUGAAGAUUUCAGAGUUAUCAAUGAAGAUGAAGUUCGUUCCAUGCUAUCGAUAGGCUCAACGAGGACCAAGCUAUCCAACACAUCAUCGUUUGCAAAGCAUCAUGCAGUACUUGGAACUAACACCCAUGCUUCAUUCCAUGUCUACCCACAACGACGCCCAAUCACCUUCAAUAGGGAGGAUAUGCAGCUGCUCACACAGAUGAAACAAGCUAUUCAUGACAACUUGAAUCCAUUCCUUGGAAUGUCAUUUAACGAGAAAGAUGAAAUGGUACUGCUAUGGAAAUUCUGCUCUCGUGGUACUGUACAGGAUAUUAUCUACAACCAUGAUAUGGUGAUGGAUGCUAAGUUCCAUGGUGCUUUCGUCAGAGACAUUACCUUGGGCCUCGAAUAUCUUCAUUCGUCUCCCAUAGGUUAUCAUGGCUCACUUACACCUUGGGCUUGUUUGAUUGAUAGGAACUGGAUGGUCAAACUUACUGAUUUCGGUAUUGCGAAUCCUCUGGAACGGUGGGAAAAACAAGGCUUAAUUUCCACAGAAACCCUCAAAGAAGGAGAUGACGACGGAAAGAGUGGAUCCCUGCAGAAAACAAGUAUUCUCUACCAACCACCAGAAGCACUGAGAAAUCGAGAGGAGAACCGAGUUCGACGAGCCGAUCAGUCCUGGAUCAAACAAACCCAAGCCCGUCGCCAAAUGGGUGACAUUUAUGCCUUCGGUAUGGUAAUGUACGAAAUUCUUUUCCGCUCUCUACCCUUUCCCAAUGCUACCAACAUUGAUGAACUUAUCGAGUAUAUCCAAGAUGGCCAGAAGACUUACCGUCCAACCAUUCAAGACAAGAGUGAGAUCCAUCCUGAUCUAACAGCUCUCUUGCUUGACUGUUGGAACGAGAAUCCUGAAGUUCGACCAUCAAUUCGAAGGGUUCGCCUUAACACCGAGAGUUACCUCAAAGUAAAAGGAUCCCUUGUCGAUCAAAUGAUGCGCAUGAUGGAACAGUACGCAAACAAUCUCGAGAAGCUUGUACAGGAAAGAACUGGAAUGUUAGAGGAAGCAAAUAUCAGAGCUGAUAAAUUGCUUAGUCAACUUUUACCAGCAUAUGUUGCCAAUGAGCUCAAAUUGGGCCGCCCUGUUCCACCAAAAACAUUCUCCUCAGCUACAGUAUUCUUC
Cylicocyclus nassatus is the source of this 2682-nucleotide messenger RNA. The record is from the annotation of a GenBank genome assembly. Lineage: Eukaryota; Metazoa; Nematoda; Chromadorea; Rhabditida; Strongylidae.